AUGGUUGGACUGAAACCUUCUGAGCUUCCUCCUACCCUCACGGUGAAGUUUGUUGGUGCUGGCACAGCGGCCUGUAUAGCAGAUCUGGUCACCUUCCCCCUAGACACUGCCAAAGUCAGACUGCAGAUACAAGGAGAAUGUUUGGCCGAGCCCAGCAACCGGGUGGCACACUACAAGGGCGUGAUGGGCACUAUCACCACCAUAGUAAAAAUGGAAGGUCCUAGCAGUCUCUACAAUGGCCUGGUGGCUGGUCUGCAGCGACAAAUGACCUUCGCUUCUAUCCGCAUUGGGAUGUAUGACUCGGUAAAGCAGUUCUACUGCCGCCAUUCUGAAAAUUCUGGUGUGGGUUGUCGACUCCUGGCGGGAUCCACCACAGGUGCACUGGCGGUCACCUGCGCUCAGCCGACAGAUGUGGUUAAAGUGAGGUUCCAAGCACACAUCAAAGUCAUAGAUGGUAGCAGGCGCUACAAUGGGACAAUGGACGCCUACAAGACCAUCGCUAAGCAGGAGGGGGUGCGAGGACUCUGGAAAGGGACCCUGCCUAAUAUCACCCGGAACGCCAUCGUAAACUGCGCAGAGCUGGUGACCUACGACCUCAUCAAGGAAGCCAUCCUAAACCACCAACUGAUGACAGAUAACCUACCAUGUCAUUUUGUGGCUGCAUUUGGCGCUGGCUUCUGCACAACGGUGGUGGCAUCUCCUGUGGAUGUAGUGAAAACACGUUACAUGAACUCUACGGCCGGCCAAUACAAGAAUGCCAUAGACUGUGCAUUCACCAUGGUGAUAAGGGAAGGCAGAGCUGCAUUUUACAAGGGAUUCAUGCCGGCUUUCCUCAGACUCGGAUCCUGGAACAUCGUCAUGUUUGUCAGCUAUGAACAGCUGAAGAGAGCCAUGAUGAUGGCCCAUGGCUCCUGGGAAGAUCUUCAUUAA
Molecule: messenger RNA, 930 nt
Organism: Staurois parvus
Lineage: Eukaryota; Metazoa; Chordata; Amphibia; Anura; Ranidae
Source: the annotation of a GenBank genome assembly